Paralichthys olivaceus (Japanese flounder) is the source of this 1942-nucleotide messenger RNA. RefSeq lists its product as uncharacterized. Gene Ontology annotation, cellular component: cell surface. Lineage: Eukaryota; Metazoa; Chordata; Actinopteri; Pleuronectiformes; Paralichthyidae. The record is from RefSeq and is a predicted model, not a curated record.
CACAACCACGGCCACAACCACUGCUCCUCUCAGCAAACUUCCUCUGCAAUUCUCUUUGCUUGUGGACCCCCCUGUUCCGUCUUGUCAGGAGGGAGUUUUCCUGCCCAAGUUUCUGCCCCCAACACCUGUAAAUGGAGAGCGUUUCCAAGCAGAGGUCAACAAGGAAGUGGCAAUCACAGUCAAAGCGCAGGCCACACACGCAACAAUAAACAAUAUCGUCGUCAGUGGGCCAAUGAAUAUCACCAAGCACUGGAACACACGUCGAGAGUUUGUCAUCAGGUGGACACCGAUCCAAAGAGACCUUGGACACCAUUACGUGAUCUGCUUUGCUGUUGAAGCAGUCCGAUCAUCUGCCAUCUAUCAGUCCGAGAUGAGGUGUGUUCUGGUGGACAUCAGGAAUGUAAUAGUUAAAUCCCAUGUGAUCUGCAGUGAGUCCUCAAUGACAGUAUCGGUUGAGAAAGCCUCAUUCCCUCAACUCCAUGAGGAUCAUCUGAAGCUCAGUGAUCCCUCCAACACGGCCUGCAGCCUCCAGAGACAAUCCAACAGCACUCACAUCAUCGCCACCAUCCCCCUCAACGCCUGCGGCACUCAGAUCGAGGAAGACGAUGACAAUCUCAUCUUCAAGAACGAAAUCACCACGGUGGACAACCCCAGAGACCUGAUCACCAGGAAGCACCAGUUGGAGUUGCAGUUCUACUGCCGGUACCCAAAACGAGGAAACGUGUCAUUAAGCUUUGUGGUACACAGGAAGAGCAUCACGGUGUGGGAGAAGGGCUUCGGCACGUUCACCUACCAGUUUGAGUUCUACCCUAACAACCUGUUCCAAACCAUGAUCGAUCCAAACUCCUAUCCUCUGGUGUACGAAAUUGGGGACAGGAUUUACAUGAAGAUCGAGGCCACCUCUUCCCUCAACAACACCGAGCUGUUUGUGGAGUCCUGCCAAGCUUCACCGUACGACAACCCCAACUACCACCAAACCUACUCCAUCUUUGAAAAUGGGUGUCAAGUUGAUCCAACUGUUCAGAUCCACUCCCCCGCUCACCAGAAAGAAUUCAAGUUCAGCAUGGAGGCCUUCAAGUUCAUCGGGCUGCACGAUCAGGUGUACAUCAGCUGCUCAGUCAUGAUGUGUGAAGCAGGAAACUCCGGCACCAGGUGUUCAAAAGGAUGCAUGAACUCUACGUUUUCAAGCCCCCGACGCUGGAAGAGAGAGGCUGUCAUCCAGAGUGCAAAUCACUUCGUUUCCCAGGGGCCAUUGCGCUUACGGAGAUCGUCAGAGAGCACCAGAGCCUCAGUGACCAACCUGAAUCUGAACAUGGUGUUCAUCGCUGGAUGUGUUCUUGCAGCUGUCGGCAUGGUCUGCGGAAUGAUCAUGUACAGAGCCAGAGUGUCAAAGGUCCAAUACCAACCUUUGCCAACUUUUGAGAAUUAAAUCAGCAGCGUGUGGAAGUACCUGUUUUAUUUUCAUUACCUGCACAAAGUCUUUUUUUGUGUUUUUUGCCUGGUGUUGAUGUAUCUUUUCAUGUGCUAAUGUAGACAGACUUCAUAUCAACAUCCUUGUGGAUGUCUGCAGCUUUUUUAAGAUUUAAAUUUUAUAGUGAACAAAUCUGAAAGGUGUGUAGUGUUAACAGGUGGGGGGUCUCAUGUAGUUUUCUAACUGUUCCAUUUGUGCUGUGAUACAAUGUGAUUUAAAACAAGUGUUCUGGUUGACAUCUGUGUUUUUACUCUCCAAAACACACAUUUCUCACGUGUCUCAUAACACCUCCUGUGUAUAAACUGUAUCUCUGUCUCACACACUGAAGUGUUUGUUGAAUCGUAAGUCAUUCAUGUGGGAUGGUCGAGUGCUGUUGCUGUAGCUCUGAGUUGUUUAUGUACAUUAACGAAUUAAAGAUGUAACCUCCUGAUAAAAGUCAUCACAAGACCUACCUAAAAUUUACAAACUGCC